AACGUAGCCUAUCUAUAUUGGAAGGAUCUCUCUCUCUCUCUCUCUCUCACUCACGCGCACACAAUGGGAACAGUGGCAGAAGAGGCAUCAAUUGAGAAGAAACUGCCGGAAGACGAAAUCGACGAGGAGGAGCUCUCGCCGAUCGAGCAAGUCCGGUUAACGGUGCCGAAUUCCGACGACCCGUCCCUACCUGUAUGGACCUUCCGGAUGUGGAUCUUGGGCCUCCUCUCCUGCGCCCUCCUCUCCUUUCUCAACCAGUUCUUCUCCUACCGGAAGGAGCCACUCAUCGUGACCCAGAUCACCGUCCAGGUUGCCACCCUCCCAAUUGGACGUUUCAUGGCCGCCGUCCUGCCGGACACCAAGUUCCGCCUCCCCGGGUUCGGGCAGCGAGAGUUCUCGCUCAACCCGGGUCCAUUUAACAUGAAGGAGCACGCUCUGAUUUCCAUUUUCGCCAACGCGGGAAGUGCUUUCGGAAACGGGUCGGCUUAUGCGGUUGGGAUCGUAAACAUUAUAACGGCGUUUUACGGCCGGAAGAUCUCGUUUUUGGCUGGUUGGCUUCUUAUCAUGACUACCCAGGUUCUUGGAUACGGUUGGGCCGGGCUAUUGAGGAAAUACGUAGUGGAACCGGCACACAUGUGGUGGCCCAGUACCCUCGUCCAGAUCUCUUUGUUCCGCACACUGCAUGAAAAAGAAGACACAGAUGGCAAGCGAGUGACACGUGCAAAGUUCUUCGUGAUUGCCAUGACCUGCAGCUUCUUAUGGUACUUGGUCCCUGGCUACUUCUUCCAGACCCUGCAAAGCAUCUCCUGGGUCUGCUGGGCAUUCCCCCACUCAGUCACUGCCCACCAGCUAGGCUCGGGCUUCAGUGGCCUGGGAUUUGGAGCCUUCAGCCUCGACUGGUCGGCUAUUGCCUCAUUCUUAUUCAGCCCUCUGAUAAGUCCUUUCUUUGCCAUUGUCAAUGUCUUCAUAGGCUAUGUCCUGAUCGUUUACAUAGUUAUGCCGUUAUCCUACUGGGGGUUCAAUGUGUAUCAAGCGAAGAACUUCCCCAUAUUUUCAGCAGAUUUGUUCACUGCACAAGGUCAACCAUACAAUAUAACAGCAAUUGUUAAUGAUAAGUUUGAGCUAGAUUUGGACCAGUACCGGAAGCAAGGGCGGAUAAACUUGAGCACCUUCUUUGCUCUAACCUAUGGGUUUGCAUUUGCUACAAUUGCUUCUACGGCUUCUCAUGUGGCAUUAUUCCAUGGAAGGGAGAUUUAUAGAAGAUACAAAGCUUCUUCUACUGGAAAGCAGGAUAUUCAUACAAAAUUAAUGAGGAGGUACAAGGACAUACCUUCUUGGUGGUUUUAUGUACUUCUUGGAGCAACAAUGGCAGUCGCACUUUCACUCUGCAUCUUCAUGAAAAAGGAGAUACAGAUGCCUUUUUGGGCCCUCCUACUUGCAGCUGUCAUCGCUUUCGUAUUCACCCUGCCCAUUAGCAUCAUUACUGCCACCACAAAUCAAACACCGGGCCUGAAUGUCAUCACCGAGUACAUCAUGGGAGUCAUGUUGCCUGGAAAACCUAUCGCCAAUGUGUGCUUCAAAACAUAUGGUUAUAUGAGCAUGACUCAAGCAAUCUCAUUUCUCAGUGAUUUCAAGCUAGGCCAUUACAUGAAGAUUCCUCCAAGAUCAAUGUUCUUGGUUCAGUUUAUAGGAACCAUGUUAGCAGGGACAAUCAAUUUGAGUGUUGCAUGGUGGCUUUUGCACAAUAUCCCCAACAUUUGUCAUCAGGAUCCCAAAUCAAACAGUCCAUGGACAUGCCCCGGAGACCGUGUCUUCUUCGAUGCAUCUGUUAUCUGGGGUUUGGUCAGCCCCAAGCGAAUUUUCGGCCCUUAUGGCAACUACCAGGCACUCAACUGGUUCUUCCUCGGGGGCCUGCUAGGACCAUUUGUGGUGUGGCUCCUGCACAUGGCAUUCCCCCGGCAAUCCUGGAUUCCCCUCAUUAACCUUCCAGUCCUCCUCGGAGCCACUGCUUAUAUGCCACCGGCAACACCCUUGAACUACAACUCUUGGAUAUUGGUGGGGACGAUCUUCAACUACUUCGUGUUCAAGUAUCGCAAAGGUUGGUGGCAGAGGUAUAACUAUGUCCUUUCAGCAGCUCUGGAUGCCGGGGUCGCUUUCAUGGCAGUUCUGAUUUACUUCUGUGUGGGAAUGGAGGACAGAAACAUAUCUUGGUGGGGUACUACUGAUGCUGAGCACUGUGACUUGGCAACUUGCCCCACAGCAAAGGGUAUUUCAGUGGAUGGCUGCCCUACAUUCUAAUGAUCAAUUUCCAUGCACUUUUGUGAUCCAUGCUUCUCAAAACUUGUCAGGAUUUCAUACAUAGUUGAUAUAAUUGUGCUGAUAAUGCUUCACCUUAAGGCCAGUAUUUGUUCAAAAGGUGCUUGGUCCAAUGCUGGCAAGUUGUUCAUAUAAAAACAAACAGCCGGACAUGGUGGUAUUAUUGUAAAAUUUCAGUAUCACCCAGCUUCAUUUAGGUUUGAUUAUAAAUCAUAAAGUCAAAUGAUUUAGUUUGAGUUUCCAA
This is a messenger RNA of Diospyros lotus (date-plum), 2560 nucleotides long. RefSeq names its product oligopeptide transporter 4-like. The transcript is spliced from 6 exons. Gene Ontology annotation, molecular function: oligopeptide transmembrane transporter activity. Gene Ontology annotation, biological process: transmembrane transport. Lineage: Eukaryota; Viridiplantae; Streptophyta; Magnoliopsida; Ericales; Ebenaceae. The record is from RefSeq and is a predicted model, not a curated record. The coding region runs from base 64 to 2298 and encodes 744 amino acids.